Messenger RNA from Hibiscus syriacus, 789 nucleotides. Its product is annotated as nascent polypeptide-associated complex subunit beta-like. The transcript has 6 exons. Gene Ontology annotation, cellular component: cytosol; nascent polypeptide-associated complex. Lineage: Eukaryota; Viridiplantae; Streptophyta; Magnoliopsida; Malvales; Malvaceae. The record is from RefSeq and is a predicted model, not a curated record. Bases 129 to 617 code for a protein of 162 amino acids.
UGGAGAUAAAAUCCAUAAAGAUAAACACUGGAUGCGAACCUGUUCUCCCUGCGUUCUAAAGAGACCAAAACCCUCAUCUCUCAACCUUCCAUUGCAGUCGCGGCGUAUCCAUUCUUAACUAGUAAAAGAUGAAUGUGGAGAGGCUCACAAAGAUGGCUGGUGCAGUCCGCACUGGUGGAAAGGGUAGCAUGAGAAGAAAGAAGAAGGCUGUACACAAGACAACUUCCACUGAUGACAAACGGCUACAGAGCACCCUCAAGAGAAUAGGAGUGAAUGCUAUUCCAGCAAUCGAGGAAGUGAACAUAUUUAAGGAUGAUGUUGUUAUCCAGUUUAUUAAUCCAAAAGUCCAAGCUUCUAUUGCCGCCAACACUUGGGUUGUUAGUGGUUCCCCUCAGACCAAGAAAUUACAGGAUAUUCUCCCCGGAAUCAUCAACCAAUUGGGGCCGGAUAACUUGGAUAACUUGAGGAAAUUGGCAGAGCAAUUCCAGAAGCAGGCACCUUCUGCUGACGGUGGUGCAGCCAUUGCUCAGGAAGAUGAUGAUGAUGAUGAGGUACCGGUACUUGUGCCCGGCGAGACCUUUGAAGCUGCAGCAGAAGAAGGCGAAGUUGCUAAAUAGCGGUUUUAGAGAGAAUUUAGUUGUGAUAUGUAACAUGUUUUAUCUUUCCUAUUUUACUAUGUUGUUUGGUUGGUGCACUCCCUUUGUAGUCCUAAUGUUUUGGUUCAUGUUUCUGGAAUUCCUGCUAUUGCUGACAUGGUAUCAAUAGACUGGCAAAUUGGUAGGGCAGCAA